AUGGAACUCUUCCGCGAGAUGUCUCAAAGAGGAUUGCUUGGAAACACAAUCACUUACAACACUUUUAUCCAUGGGUUAUUUCAAGCUGGAGAUUGUGAAAAGGCCCAAAUGGUAUUCAAACAGAUAUAUAAUGAUGGUGUGCCUCCCAAUAUCAUGACAUACAACAUUUUGUUAGAUGGACUUUGUAAAAACGGAAAGCUAGAGAAAGCAUUGGUGGCUGGGAAGGUGGAAGAUGGGUGGGAUUUAUUUUGUACCCUCAGUCUUAAAGAAGUGGAGCCUGAUGUUAUAACCUACAAUACAAUGAUCUCAGGAUUUUGUAGGAAAGGUUUAAAGGAGGAAGCAGGUGUCUUGUUCAAUAAAAUGAAAGAAGGCGGACCUCUUCCAAAUAGCCGUACUUAUAAUACGCUGAUCAGGGCGCAUCUUAGAGAUGGUGACAAAGCAGUAUCAGCUGAAGUCAUCAGAGAAAUGAGGAGUUGCGGGUUUGUUGGAGAUGCUUCAACUUUUGGCUUGAUCACAGAUAUGUUGUUUGAUGGGAGAUUGGACAAAAGCUUCUUGGAAAUGCUUUCUUAA
Molecule: messenger RNA, 570 nt
Organism: Camelina sativa (false flax)
Lineage: Eukaryota; Viridiplantae; Streptophyta; Magnoliopsida; Brassicales; Brassicaceae
Product: pentatricopeptide repeat-containing protein At1g63150-like
Molecular function (GO): protein binding; mRNA binding
Source: RefSeq, a predicted model, not a curated record